Messenger RNA from Cucurbitaria berberidis CBS 394.84, 555 nucleotides. RefSeq lists its product as uncharacterized. The transcript has 2 exons. The annotation marks the transcript as partial. The record is from RefSeq and is a predicted model, not a curated record. NCBI's taxonomy places the organism in Eukaryota, Fungi, Ascomycota, Dothideomycetes, Pleosporales, Cucurbitariaceae.
GACGGCCGCGGCGCGACCAUCUGGACCUCACACGGCUUCCAAGGCGCUUCAGUCGCCAUCCCGGCCAAUAACUGGUGUACUGACAUGAACAACCUCUUCGGCGACUUCGACGGCAAGGCGCGUAGUAUCGUUGUCGCGAGUGGCUACAAGUGCCAGUUCUACACAGAGUACCGAUGCCCAUCAAACGGCAGGAAGCUUGAUGAAGGUAUGGUGAACCGAGAAGUUGCAAUGGCAGAGCUCCCAGGAGACUUUGACCUAAAGAUCCAUAGCGCAUACUGCGCGAAGAUCGAUGUGAAGUCUACUUCUUCCACUACUAUCGGCAACCUGAAUGAGGACCAGUCAACUGCUCUCACCACUCGCGCCGACUCCGACACUACAUGGAACGCCGCCUGCGGCCUUUCCGAUGGGCAGAACCUGCGUGGCACUCGAUCGACCGAUAUUCCUUCCAACGAGCAGUGUUACGACCUCGAGGAGUGGAACGAGGGCUUUGAUUGGGCGGUCAAGGUGCGGAGCUUCAUCGUGUAUGCGUACAACCGCUGCCAACUCUACACGUAA